Messenger RNA from Lymnaea stagnalis (great pond snail), 9147 nucleotides. Lineage: Eukaryota; Metazoa; Mollusca; Gastropoda; Lymnaeidae. The record is from the annotation of a GenBank genome assembly.
AAUACAUUUUUUUUUUAAAAAUAGGAAUGCAUAAGGGACGUUGCAAUAUGCGUUGCAAUGUAUUGAAUACGCGAUGUAACAACUUAUUUGUAGGCUUUUCAUUUUUAAAUUUAGGCAUUUUUAAAUUUUAGUUAAACUGAAGAAGUAAGUAGUAAGUUUACAAACAUAUAUUCUAUUCACAAUUAUCUUUCAUUUGAUACCAAAUUUUGUCUUACAACUGACUAAUACUAUAACUAUACUAUAAUGAAUAAUGUCUAUAACUAUAAAUAAUAACCGUUUAAAUAUUUUUCAAUAAACCCAACCUCUCACUCUUCUGCAGUUCCAAAUAAUAGCCACUUCGUUAAUUUAAUUAAUAAUUGUGUAACUUGCUAAUCGAUACUAUUACUAGACUAGGCUAUACUAAACUAUUCUAUUUAUUUUUUAACUUAAGAAUGAAAUAUUCAGUUUGUUGACAGUUUGUGAGUGUAAGAAUAGUAAGAUUAAGACACUAUCCUAUAAAUAAUAAAUAACUAUAACCACAGUAUUACCAGUGCCAGUGCUUUAACAUUAACUAAUUAUAUAUCAGUUUACUUUCAGUAGGCCUACAAAUAUUCUUACAUUUAUUUGUCUUUAGUUAGUGCUUAACCUGCUACGUUUACAUAGUCUUAAGUCAAGUCUUGAGUCUUUAGCCUUAAAAAAAAAAAAAAACAAGUUAAUAACCUAGACUUAGACCUAGUCCUAGUCCUAGCAUACUCUAACUCUAGUAACUACAGUUACAGGCCUACUGAUUAUUGAUUGGCAUUAAUGUAGGCCUGGUUCUAAAAGUAGUAGUACCCCAUCAUUUUAGUCAUAUAUCAUGUAUCAUACUAUGACAUGUAUGUAAAAUGUAAUGAAAUGUGUCUCAUUUACAUUUACAGAUACUCGAAAAAAGAUAUUGGCUGUGGUGUGUUUAGAAAGCCAUGGAUGUUUUAGAGCUUACUUUUUUAGGAACAGCUUCAGCUGUGCCCACUCUAAUUAGGUGUGUGUCAUGUACAGCUCUUAGGCAUGGUGAGUUGCAAGUAGCAUUACGUUUACAAUUAUUUUAUAACGGAAUAUUUCUAAAAGCCUGGUGCAUCUACAUUGUCUACAUAAAUAGGAGCCAGAAUGAUCAAUAUAUUAAUUGUGAGCCCUCAAAAUAUAGAAGAGAAAGUCAAGUAUAUCUUUGAUUUUACUUGUGCCUAAUUAUUUCCUUUUGAAUUUUAAGGGUAACUUAACUAUCUUCACGUAAAGGCAGUCAUGCAAAGCCUCUAUCAUGUUCUUUUAUUAGGCCUGCUUGUUAAAAAUUAAUUAUAUCGGCCAAAUUAUAAAAAAAAAUUUCACCUGAUAACUUGUGUACAUUUCCUAAAAGGUGUCCAGAAAAUAAAAUUAUUUUACUUCUCUGUCAUCGUAACAAGUUACAACUAAUUAAACUUUAAAUUUAAAGUAAUGAAAGCAACAAUUUUUUUUUGGUGUAAAAGUUUGACUUAUUUUAUCUCUCAACAGAUGAAGGUAUUUGGUUGUUUGAUUGUGGGGAAGGCUCGCAAAUACAGCUAAUGAAAAGUUUACUAAAGCCUGGGAAAAUUAAUAAAAUUUUUAUAACACACCUGCAUGGAGAUCAUGUAAGUUUCAUACCUUCAGCGUAAAAUAAUCUGUACUUCAAAGAUAUUCCGUAAUUAAUGCAUUUGCCAAUUAUGACUCUAAAUUUUGUUCAUUUGAUGAAAUACCAUGUUUUUAUAUGAAAAUAAGUGUACUAAAAAAGCCAGGGACGAGUAAGAGACUUACUAAAAUAUGGAGCGUGAAUCGGAGCUGUAGUUAGGAGCUCUGGAGCAGAGUUUAAUUGCGCAGAGAUGGCAAACAUUCUUAUUGUUCCAAAGUCCGAAAGUUAAAAAAUUAAUUUUAAAAAUAUCUAGGUAAAAACUUUAAUUUUUUUUGUUUCAGCAAUUUUCAAAAAAGAAAGGAAAAAAAAAAGACAAUUUUUUAUGGAAAAUUAAAAUCCAAACAAAAACCAAGAAGCACAUCAUAUGUAUAUUCAUUUUUAAAGCUAAUCCUGGAAAUCUAUGCAACUAUUUUGUUAUUUUGACAUCACUAUUUUCUGCUGUAAUUUUAUUUGUUUCGUUUAUAAGUUUAAUACUGACAGUUCAGAAAUAUAGUGUAAUUCCUCUUGGUGUCUGUUUCAUUUGUAAGCACUGACCAUUGAAAAAAAAAGGGCUGGGGUGGAGGGGGCAAGAUAGGAUAGCAGUAAUAGAGUAUUGCACACACAUUCCUAAUUUUAUUUAAAUUUAACAUGUAUACUAAAGAGAGCAUUUUUGCCUGGGAUGAUUGAUCACCUAUACUCCAUAUUAUCUUUUUUUAAUUUUCAUUUCUGAGGAGGUGGGCUGAAGCUAACAAAAAAAAAAGAUUUCUUUAACCAUGCUCAGCCAAUUAGUCUGCUUCAUGACCCUGCUCUGUACUCAUUGAUUGCUGCUAAUAUGCUUUUAUUUAAAAUGUAUUUCACAUGUUAAAAAGGUAUUGAAAAAGUAAUAACGCACAUUUACAAAAAGGGUUAAUAUUUAACACAAAAUAGCAACUACACUUUAUAUAAGUGUAGAUGUUAUAGCUGCCAUAUAACUUUUAAUAUCUUUACAUUCUUUAUAGAUAAUAAUCACAUUAUUUUUUUCUUUCCCCAAAUUAAAAACUAGUACAAGUUUUUUUGUAUUCUUUUUUAUCAAAUUUUAUGUACAGAGCAGUUAAAAAUGUCUGAACUAAAUAAAGUUUAUGGUUUUAGAAUAUGAGAUGUACUCAUUUUUUAAUAUCCAUACAAAAUGUAGAUGAAAACCAUACAUCUGAUCAUACAGUUUAAAAUGUGUUAUUAGAUUUCCUAAAUAGGUAAUUUGUUUUCUUCUCAGUUGUUUGGACUUCCAGGGCUUUUAUGCACAAUAAGUCAGAACAAUCAACGAGAUGCUCCUGUAGAGAUAUAUGGGCCUCUUGGUCUACGGCAUUAUUUAAACACAGCCUUAUGUCACUCUCGAUCAGACAUAUGCUUUCAGUUUGUUAUUCAUGAGCUUCAGCCCCUACCAUUUCAGUUGCCAGAUAACAUAGAGGUGAGACAGUCUUUAUAAAGCUAAGAGUAGCAUUUUUUAAAAUGUUAACUCUUGCAAAAUCCUUUAAAUAAUUAUAUUCUUGAGUGAGAAAACCCAAACAUAGAAUUAUUGUCUAACAUUAUUUAUGUAUGCUUAUUCUCUUUUCUAAACUAAUUUUCAUCACUACAGACAGCCUUCAUAAUCCAGACAUUGAUCAUACAAAAAAAACAGGAUUCCACAUAACCGAUGUAUUACAGUAUUUCUUUCAUAACCCAUAGCAUAAAUUUUGGAUUCCUUGGAAUAUUAGUUUGAGAAAGACUGCGUAUUCAGUUUAUCUAUCAGUUUACUUUGAGGAGGCCUACAAAUAUUCUUGCAAUUUCUUUGUGAUAUCUUCAUUUGUCAUUUAUCUUGUGUGCUGAAGAAGGCUCUAAGCCGAAAUGUCCUAAUCUUUUUGUCCUGUUCUCUAAUUCAAGCUUACACAUACCUUGUUUUGCAAUUUCAUUUACUAGGCUUGAAUGCAGUGCUUUAAUUAUUAUAUCUUAUUCAGAGAUUGAUUUGUUUUAGGGUUCAUUUGUUAAUGUGUCUUUAUGUGCCCAACUUUUUAUCUUCAUAUUCAUUAUAGAUUCAUUUUCUGAGAAAUAUUAUCAAACAAAUGAUCUUAAAUACAUUUCAUUUAAAAUUAAAGAUGUGAAAAAAAUAUAUGCAAAGUCCGACAUUUACACAAUUUUUUUUACUAAAAUAGCAUUUUUAUUCCUUAGCAAUGUUCAGUUUUUUAAAGAUUUUUACAUCAAAUACAAAUAAAAAAAUAUAGAAUCUCAAUUAAAAGCCUUUUUUCUAUUUUUUGGUGUCUCUGAACAACCAAAUAAUUUGACUUAAAUCUUAUUAGAAUUAGGGUCAAAUUCAAUCAAUUCAAUCAAAAUACUUUGUUGAUUUUAUGUAAAGAAAUAUUUAAGCUUGCAAUUGUACGUCUAUAGGAAUGGCCAUUACAAAACGACAUGACAGCCCCAUUUCAUCCCAAAGAGUGUCCUGGCAGCAUUAUCAUCCCUGAUGAGAAUCAACUGUGGCAUUUGUAAGUGAUUGAAAUCAUGAAAUCUUUUUAAUCAUUGUGUGCUGAUUUUUUUUGGUCUGUGAUUUUGUACUGACUUCAGUUUAGAGAUAGAAUGGGGUGCAGUCUAUUUAUGGCCAUUACCCAAGUAUAGAGUUAUAUUUUAUUAUGUCACACAUGGUUGAGAUAACAAGAGGUUAACUAGUUAUGUAGCAUUUUCAAAAAAAAAUUUUUUUUUACUGUACACAUGCCACAGUGAUGAACAUUAGGCAUGUGGUUCAAAGAUAAAGCAGGUUUUUAUAGUACAGUGAUGAGCAUAGACGACAUGAUACAAAGAUGAAAACAAUUCCUAUAGUACAUUGAUGAGCAUAGGGCACGUGGUAAAGAUAUGAAUGCAGUGCACAUGGUACAACAAUAACCAUAGAUUAAUACAUUAUGAAUAUAUGUUAGUAUUUAUAGUCAUUUUAUCAUUCUUUAUAACCUCACCCCCUUUUCUCCAAUCUAACUUUCCCAAAUUUUGUCUUGUAAUUAAAUCUUUUUUAAUUCAGAUAUUCUGAUUCCAAACUCAGUGUGAAAGCAGUUUGGGUAAAGCACAGGGUUCCUAGUUUUUCAUUCAUUAUUAAAGAGUCGGGGAAGACUGGCAAGUAAGGUGUUACACUUUUCUAAUAAAUUGCUUCUUAAAUAUUCACCCUUACCUUGCAAGAUUAUAGCCGAAAAAUAUAAAUUUUAUGUUUUUAAAAUAUCACUAAAUGUAACAUGAAAUUAAUAACUUACAUUUUAAUAAGAUAUAAAGGUUCAAGACAUUUUGCUUUAAACAAUACCUUGAAAAAAUAAACAACACUUUUCUUUUAUCUGUUCAAUUUCAAAUUCUUGAAGUUGAUAGAGAGAACUCCUAAAAAACAAAUUGCAGUUACAAAUUGCUCUCUUUCAACUAAUAAAUGCUUACUUGUUGAUUCAAUUUCCUUUAAAGGCUAGACGCACAGAAAUUAAAAUCACUUGGAGUGUCCCCUGGUCCUCUGUAUGCAAGGUUGAAGGCAGGGGAGACAGUUGUCACUGAGAGUGGAACCACUGUGAGUAAAUUAACGAAGACAGCAUCUUGAAAGUUCUAAAUUUGAGUACACCUAAAUGCCUCUAAUACUGUGUAUUUAAUAGAUAAUUAUUUGAAGUUGCCACUAAGUAGACUGUGCUUGAUGUAAUGGGAAAAUGUAAUGCCUGCUUAAAUGUUGUCACUGAUGAAGUAUCUGAAGUUUACAACUAUUCAAAUCAUGUUAAUGCCCUGUUUAUAAGAUUGUGGGACUGGGAUAAAGCUUUCAAAUAGAUUAAUGAGAUACAAAAAAUUUGUGUAAAAAUGUAAAUGUUUUGGGAAAUCCAUAACUCGCGCCAACUCUUAUUAUUUUAUUUUUAGAUAGGAGACAUGGGGAAUUUUUGUUUGUAUUAUGUAAAAUAAAUGUAUACUUAUUUAUAUCAAUGGGUUGUUUUUUUUUGUAUUGAUGAAGGCAUUUUCCAAAAAGUUUACAUUUGUUCUCUGUAUAGUCAUUAUUAAAGCUGAACCCAUAUUGUUUUGUUUACAAGAGUUGUUUGUCUCUCAUUAAUGCCCUAGUUGCACUAAUGCUGCUGCAGUGUUUUUGCAUGUUGUUGUCACUCUGGGAACCUUUUCCCUUUGUAGCUAUUCAUAGCUGAAGACUUAAGAGAACAAGUUGAUUGACCUUAUGUUUUUCAUAAUUUGUUUCAUUAUAUGUUUAACGAUUAUCAAGUGGAUGAGCAUGUGCUGUAAGGGCAAACAGCUCUACAAUUAAUAAAAUUAUUUAGAAAAUUAUUGUCACAAGCCAUAUAAUGCAUAACUGCAGUAGGCUAAUUUUACCAAGUCUGCUGUGUUUUCUUUCAGCUUUUUGUUUUUAAAAAUGCUAGUUUCUUACCUUUCUUAUUCUUCUAAAUCAAAAUUUUGAGAACAUCAAUUUAAAAUUAAUGAACUUACAUUUUUUUGUGAAACCACAACUACCUUUUUUUUCCCCCUCUAAUAUUUGACCAGAUCUUGCCUUCAGAUGUUGUUGGGGACUCCAUACCCGGCAGAACAAUUGUUAUUUCAGGAGACUCAUCAGAUUCCAGCCAGCUGCACAAACUGGCAAAUGGUGCGACAGUCCUUGUACAUGAAGCUACGUUAGAAAACUCUUUACGUGAUCAAUGUGUACAAAAUGGUCAUUCUACCCCAGGUAUGGAAAAUGGUGAUUUUUAAGUACAACCCUUGUCACAUGGGGGCAGUACGAAUAUGCUAGAAUAAAAGAAUUGGGAAUUUUUAUAGCUAUUAUAUAUCCUUUAAAAAAUCAGGUUUGAUCCUGUAAAAUAAAGAAAAAUGUAUUCUUUGCCUUCCUCUGAGCACACAACUGGAAUUUGAAAACAACAUGUGUUGCAACAGCAUGUUGGCACCAGUUAUAUCAUUCAGAUUAAAUAUAACAUAUUUUUAUAAAAAGAGGGCUUUUUUCUGCAAAAAAUAAAGCUGUUAUUUAAACUUUGAAAUAUGGCAAGUAAGAAAAAAUAAUGUAUGGUAUUAUUGCAUUCUGCCGCAAGUCAGAUGCAUCUCGGCACAUUAAAACAUUUACACGAAAUUGAUGGCCACGCAAUAUUGCAAAUUGGCUAAAGUUAUUUGAAGUUAUGAACCAUUUCUGAUCCACAGAAAUGACAGCAAGCUUAGCCAAAAGCCUGGAUGUUAAACUGCUGAUUUUAAAUCAUGUUAGUUCCAGAUAUAAACCUGUAUCUGCAAAGCUUAGUGUGAGUAACUUUAUUGUGUCAAGAUAGCACAGUUCAUGCCUCUUAAGUUUAUAUCUUGGUUGGCUUAGCUUCCACUUUCCUAGCUUUCUUUUCGUUGAUAUGUAGAGUAGAGACCGACCGAAAGUGAUUUUCUGAUUUCGGCCGAAACCGAAAAAAGGCCGAAAGUUUAAAAAUGAAUUUCGUCCGAAACCGAAAAUGAAAUAUUAAGAUAUUUUGAAAUUCGUUCCCGCAUACAUUCUGCUUACAUCGAAAAUGAUGUGGGAAAAUAUAAAUAUUUACAUUCUUUUUAUAAAAAUGAGAUAAUCGUAAAUAUUAAUAAAUAAAAAUCUAAUUUAGGGUUCUCGAACUCGCGGCCAGUGAGCCAUUUGUGACUCGCAAGACGAUAUUUUGCGGCCGGCUACAUGACAGAAAAGUUUAGUGUAAAUGUGCCGGCCCGUUUCCCCCAUUCUCAUAAUAAUAUAUAACGUGACUCUCCGCGACAGUUUCAGUCGAAUCUCACCCACUAAUCUAAUUCUGAUUUUUUUUUUUUUUAAUGUCUCUAUAUAUUUUUGUAUGCCAGCUCUCUGGCAACAGUGAGUAGGUGGAUGAAAGUGAAUCCUAGUUCUUGAGAACCCUUAAUGAUUUUUUUUUUAUUUAUAAAGGUUGACUAGAUUGUAACAGUUGUAAUCGCUUUUUGUGUGGAUUACUUGAUGCGGCCCACUCUCAUUCAGACACUACCUCCUGCGCCGCCCCCCCUGAUGAUUUGAGUUUGAGACCCUUGAUCUAAUGAAUACUUUGGAUUUUACCAUUUUAAUAUAAAUCUAAUUUAAAUUGCUUUACAAUUUUUUUUCAAAUUUGUAUGGUAGGAGAAAAUUUGGCAGAAAUUGGGGGGGGGAGGGGGGGAGGAGGAGGGGAAAUUAAUGCAAAAUAUUAUUUUUUUGAAACCGGGUCUCUAAAAAAUGUGGUUCUAAAAGAUCACUUAAUUGGUUCUUAAAGAUCGCUUAGUUUGUUGUUAAAGAUCGCUUAGUUUGUUGUUAAAGAUCGUUUAAUUGGUUGUUAUUGAUCGGUUAGUUUGUUGUUAAAGAUCGGUGAGUUUGUUCAUAAAGAUCGCUUAGAUUGUUCUAAAAUAUCGCUUAGUUUAAUCUUAAAGAUCGCUUAAUUUGUUCUUAAAGAAAGCUUAGUUUGUUGUUAAAGAUCAUUUAGUUUGUUGUUAAAGAUCGUUUAGUUUGUUGCUAAAGAUCGGUGAGUUUGUUCAUAAAGAUCGCUUAGAUUGUUCUAAAAUAUCGCUUAGUUUAAUCUUAAAGAUCGCUUAAUUUGUUCUUAAAUGUCGCUUAGUUUGUUGUAAAAUAUCGCUUUCGCUUAGUAUUAAAUGACCGAAAACCUGAGUAACUUUCGGCCGGAUGGCCGAAAGUCUAAGACAAUUUCGGCCGAAACCGAAGAAAAACCGAAAGUUAAUUUUUCUCCUUCGGCCGAAACCGAAAUUAAGCCGAAAGUUAACUUUCUAGUUUUGGCCGAAACAGAAACUUGGCCGAAAGUGAUAAAAUGGCCACUUUCGGCGCCGAAACGGAAGCCGAAAUUCGGUCGGCCUCUAAUGUAGAGUAGUUGGGUGUUCGUUAAUAUUAUUAUCACAUCUGUGUCACAAUCAGAAGGUAUGAGGAUUUUUAGGGGGUUUUCAUUUGUCUUGGAGCCACACCAACUAUUGGAAACAUAAAUAGGCAGGUGGAUUGAAAUUAUUAGGCUAUUAUGCCAUAAUUUAAGAGUUGUAGAGAGCAAAAAAAAAUCCUGAGUAAAAGAAAUGAAUAUUUGAAAUUCUGUAGCAAAUUAAAAUUGAUCAGUAUAAACAUUUUCUUAAAAGGAAAUUUAAAAAAAUUAAAAACAAAAUUAAAGAUAAUAUUUUACCAUUUGUUGUGAUAUUUUUUAUAUUGUGAAAGAUUGCUUUAAAGUAGAUGUAUCAGAAUCUGCAUAUGUUCAAGUUUACAUAUUUGUAUUAAUUAUAACUAUUUAUUAAUAUUACAAAAAUGUAGACAAAUUUUUUUUAAAUUUCAGGAUGAUGAAAAGAGUGCGCAGAUCCUUCUUGACGAAGCUUUGGAUAUUUUACCUGCACACAAAGUGCUCUUAGCCGAGGAUUUAUUUGUAUACAAUGUGUCUAGAUGAUGUGCAAAAAAACAUUCGUAAUGGAGUUGUGAAGGAAAAUUUGAACUUGAUGAGCUGAACAGUUGGGCAUUAUUGUAUUCAGUAUUGUAAUCUACAAGGAGUACAAGCUGGCCUCUAUUGACACUGAAUAAAUUAAAUUGUAAUACA